UGUUAGCACCUAAGCAGAGUUUAAAGGUAUGAAAGGGACAGCAAGAGAGAAGAAAGAAAAAAAAGGCUCGCCUUUUGAUGGCCUAUAUAAUUUCGAUUUCGAUGGGUGCGCGGAGCACAUGUAGAAAGAGAAAGGGCUUUUUUGAGUAAUAGGAUUAUUAUCAGUGAAAAGAGUUCCCUUUUUUCUCUGUAAAUAAAAGGGUUGUUGUUAUUAUUAUUAUUGCCUAGUGUUUGUUUUCAGAUCUGUGUCGUAUUAUUAAGCAGAACAAGCAAGGGUGCAAAGUGGGGGUGUUUUUUUGCUGGAUGAGUGGUAGCUGACACUCACUUAUGGCGUCUGAAACGGCGUCGUCGGCGGAUGAAGAAACCGUUGUUGUUGUUUCGGCUGCUGCGGGUGCAGGAGGAACUGAUAAGAGAGGCAAGCACCGGAUUCUUGCCGAACUGAAGCGUCUCGACCAAGAAUCCAAGUUUCUUCAGGAAGAAUUGGAAGAGCUUGAGAAAACAGAAAAUGUGUCGACCAUAUGCACAGAAUUGCUACAAAACAUAGACACUAGGCCUGAUCCAUUACUCCCAGAAGUCCAUGGACCCGUAAAUCUCUUAUGGGAUAGAUGGUUUGAAGGGCCUCAAGAUCCACAGGCAUGUAGAUGUUGGAUACUUUGAUUUGAAGCUGUGUGUCAAUUGCCUUGCGUUGCAAAUAGGAUGCCACAUAUAACUGCAUUAAAGUGACUCUGGAGUGAAGAAAAUGUUUGAUGACAUGUUAUACCACGCACACUAAUUCUAUAAUGGAUCCUUGCUUUUAUUACAUUAGAUUCUGUUCCGAAUACUGUUUAUGUGUAAUCACAUUCAUAUACUGCAUUCAACUGAGAAGUAUCAUUAUUUGUGCUUGUAAUCCCAAUCCAACUGUUAAUGCACCUGACCUUGGUGGACUUUCAUGUGUGCACGAGACGUUAGAGACAUUUUAGCAUCAUUCAGCCUUGAAGGUGGUGUGGCUUUUGGAAAGGCCUUUACAAUGCAAUGGUUUGACGAGUCAUCAACUAGUCCUGAAUGAUAACGAGAUUUUUUGGGCAGAGACCUCUUGGGGUUGGGAGAGCAAAGAAAGCUCAUAAUCCCUUGUUUGAGUCAUUUCACAAUUAAAUGUUAUGAUAAGAUUUUGUAAUCAUGUUACUUCUAAGCCUUUUUAAGUUUUGGUGUUUUAUUUAACAAGCCAUUACUUUUUGCGUGCC
Glycine soja is the source of this 1219-nucleotide messenger RNA. Its product is annotated as guanine nucleotide-binding protein subunit gamma 2-like. Lineage: Eukaryota; Viridiplantae; Streptophyta; Magnoliopsida; Fabales; Fabaceae. Gene Ontology annotation, biological process: G protein-coupled receptor signaling pathway. The coding region runs from base 327 to 656 and encodes 109 amino acids. The record is from RefSeq and is a predicted model, not a curated record. The transcript has 4 exons.